UAGCCUACACGUGUGUACAGUACAUAUUGUGUUUUACCAAUUUCAAGGUUAUGAAAUAGUGUAAACAAUUGCAUUAAGUAGAGAGAAUCUGUGAAUUUAAUUAAAAUAUGGAUUUUAAAAAGAAUCUUCGGAGUAAUGUGUGUUUGUAGUGACAGUAGGACUGUAAAAGGAAAUGCUUCUUGAAAUGUCUACAAACGUGAUUUGUAUUGCUGAAUGUGGAUUAUCAAGUAAGAUGUUUGCUUCUUUAUUUCACAUACUGUAUCAAUGUGUAUGUAAUGUACUGCAGAGCUAGUGCGUAAUGGUGCAAUACCGUUGUUAAUUGCAUGCCUUUGUGGUAGCAGUUCGCCUGGACAUUGAUAGAUCUACUGUGUUGAUGUUUUUUUAUUAACAAAUGCGGCCUCAAUGCGGAUAAACGGACGAAAAUAUUUUAAUAUGGGUCUCGUCAAUCAACCGAUUAGUGAAUUACAGACGGGAGCCCGGUAACGGCAUAAAAUCCACUCAUGAUUCAUUGUCGGAUAAAAUCUGUUGCCGUAGUGUCAGAGCUUGGUUCCGUUGCGUCCGUCGUUCCAAAGUCGGUCCAAGAAGUCCAACAUGUCUGUUUAUGUUGUCAGCUGAACACCUGAAUAAUUUUUCAUCCGUCAAGUCCUUCAAAUUUUGUCUGUAAAUACGUCGAAUUGUACGGCGGCCAUGUUUGAGUGGUUACUUUGUGGUUACCAAGCUCCCGUAGGUGGGUUAAAAUUAACCGUGGUUAUAUUGUGGUUACCACGAAUGACGUUAUUUAUACAAGCGCUUACCACGAUGUUACCAUGUUGGUUGCCGGCACUUAGUGUUUACCGCGCGGUGAAAUGUUUUAUACAAUUGGCUGCUGGUAGUUAUAGGCAUGAGCGGGCAAAAGCAAUUUCAUUUAUUGCCAGGGCCAAACCUGUUACUGGUCAGGUAUUUUUUAUGAGAGUAAUCUGUGUGACAGCCUACCCUGCUCAGCUAACGAAAGAAUUAAUGCGCAGCGGACGACUUGAUUAAUGAACAUAUUUAUAUUACUACACAACCACUGACAUUACAUAUUCGCAUUUUCCAAAUGUGUAGUAACACAAGCAUUCCUAACACAUAAAGUGAUGGGACAUUAUACGUUUGUUUGUGUGUGUGUGUGUGUUUUUUUUUUAAUUACUAUGUGUUGCACUCUUGGAACUUGUUGGAGAGAGAAAAUCAAGAAAUACUUUAUAUCUAAAGCUUCAGUGGAGAAGUCAAAUAUCGGAACACUUCUAAGAAUAUGCAUUUUUAUACUUCUUUUUACGCGAAAUAUAUUUUUUGGAGUUGAUACGAAACAGACUGAAAAUUAAAGGAUAUAAAAUCAUCUCUUUUAUAAAUUUAUAAAACGACAGUUGUUUGAUCGCCAUAUAUUGUAAAUUGUUUCGGUUUGAUUUAAAUAAACAUUUGGCGAGAAAAGAAGAAAUAAAAUACUUCAUUUAAUGUGUUUGAAAUGAUGUUCUUGAUGGAUGGUUUGAUAUUACUUUAAAUCGUUUAAACGAAUAAUAAUACUGUAAAAUCAGUUAUAUUGCCGCGAGUCUGAAAUUACGCUAUUUUUGAGAAUUGAAAUUGGUGCCCCUGGUAAGCUAUUCGCGGUAUAUGGCCACCAUGUAGACUUAUUAAUAACACUAACGCUUUUGAUUUUGUUUGACUUUUAUAAAUACGACAGUGAGCGAAUGUAGUGAAAAUAAGUGCCUAGCAAAUUGUUUGGAUCUAUAGUUUAUAGAUACAAGCCCCGCUGUUAAAAUUGUACAGGUUAUCAAAACAUAUGAAUUCACGGCAGUAUUUACUAAAUUGUGAUCUAGUAUAAUAAGCAGUGUUGUCCGCAUAAAAUGGAGCUUAUUACGGUCAAAACGGAGGUUCCGUCCGUGGCGGCUAAAAUUGUCCAUGACGGGAAUUUGUCAGGCAUACAUCUUCCUGACCACAUCAACGGUGGUGUUAAUAAAACUCAGCUGAAAUUUGCUGGUACAAAUAAUCCAGUGAUGAAAAUAGCACGAAAAACAAAGACAUGUGUGGAUGAUAACUUUGACAGGAUUGUUUUGUUUGGGAAAGUUUUGUUGUUUCUGGGAUAUUUUGUAUAUUUCGGGGUCGCGUUAUCUUACCACAUAGGAGAUGAAGGCUCCUGGAGGCUUAUCGGAUGUACGAUUCUAGGGGGUUGGAUAAUCUCCUGGAGUUUGCUGAAGAAGACACGGUGUUACUCUAGCUGGUCUUCCUUUGUUGACAAGAUAUAUGAUAAAUAUUCAAAGGGGAAGAGCAGUUUGAUAGUAAGAUGGUCAUUGUACGUGGCCAUGACGGCGUUCAUGAUUGUUUAUGUGAUUAUGUUUGUGGCAAUGAAGACACCAGGAAAUCUGCGGUCUUUGAUAGGGCUAUUCGGAUUCCCAUUUUUACUGUUCCUGUAUUCAAACAACAGGCGUAAGAUCAACUGGCAUACAAUUUACUGGGCUAUGGCCUUGCAGUUUGUUAUGGCAUUGUUGAUACUGAAGACGAGUUGGGGAGCAUCCAUUAUACGUUGGUGCGGUGACAGACUCGAGUCUUUCAUUGGUAAUGGAGAAGCCGGAAGUAUUUUCAUAUUUGGGGAAAAAUAUAAGGAUCAUCCUUUUGCGUUUGGUUCAAUGGUCCAAGCUUUCGUUCUCAUCGUCGGCAUGUCGGUUUUGACAUAUCUCGGCGUCAUCAAGUACGUUGUUGAAACUGUAGGACGGGCACUUGCAUUCUGCAUUGGAACAAGCCCGUCGGAGGGAAUCAACGCUGUUGGAAAUAUAUUCUUACAUGUGCCAGAAUCAGUUAUGUUAAUACAAGAGUACCUGCCGGAUAUGACGCCAUCUCAGCUGUUUGUGACGUAUGCCGGUGGUAUGGCCACUGUUGGCGGAGUAGCUCUAGUGAUCUUCAUGUCUUCUGGGGUGCCAGCGGCUCCAUUGGUCGCAGCAUCUGCCAUGUCGGCGCCGGCAGCUCUAGCCGCAGCUAAACUUUGUUUUCCUUCUCACGAUGAAGAAGAAGUUCCAAUACCGACGGACGACGAUAAAGGUUUAGCAGAAAAAGCGUCUUUUCUAAGACAUCCAAAAUCAUUAAUGGAUUCAAUCAUACUCGGAAUACGUCAGAGCAUUUCGCUUGUUGUGCAGGCUGUUGCUUACGUCAUGACCUUCGUCAUAAUUUUGGAAUUUGUAAACAACACGUUGACGUGGUUUGGUGACAGGAUAGGUGUAGAAAACAUGACAAUAGAGUUCCUGUUUUCGUUUGUGUUCUACCCCUUUGCAUUCAUGAUGGGAGCAAGACCAGAAGAUUGUUUAUUCAUCGGAGAGCUUCUUGGAAUACGGACCUUCAGUUUGGCAGUUGUAGCAUAUCCCAAGUUAGGCCCUAUCAUACUGAAUGGUUUGGCUUAUCGUUCCUACAUUGGCGAAAGUGUAAACAAUACAUGGACUCAAGUUGGUGACGACAUCUUUUUGGACAACCUGAAUCAGACACUAGUGGGUGGAGUGAUUGAUCAAAGAUCGGAAAUAAUUGCUACCUACGCAUUGUGUGGCUCAGCCUCGUUUGCGAUCAUGGGUUUGAUCAUCGGUUCCUUUGAAGUGAUCGUUCCAAACAGAAUAGGGGAGAUAACUGAAAAUAUUUUCAGAUCAAUGGUUGCUGGAACUGUAGCAAGUUAUCUCACAGCUAGUUUUGCAGGAUUACUGUACGAGGAUUCAGUGGUGACAUAGUGGUGAAAAUCUCUACUAAAGACUCUUCAAAGCAUUGUUACCGCUGAAUGAUGAAAAUCUGGGCAUUCUUUUUUCUUUCUUGAUAUUUUCUAACACUUGCGUGUAAUAUCUUAGAUUACGUAAUUACUUUUAUAAAACCUUAUGAAUUGAAUAUUUGAACCUAUACAGGCUGUCUCUCGACUUGUUUAUGCAUUAAAUAUUUGACCAUUUAUUUGAUUAUAACAUGAUUUAAUGCAUAGUCUACAGAUAGAGAGCUUUGUUCAUUUACAUCUUGAGUGUUUGUGUGAAUUUAUAUUUUAAUGAUUAUUGUUUGCUGUUGAAUAAAUCAGAUGAUCCAG
Mercenaria mercenaria is the source of this 4054-nucleotide messenger RNA. RefSeq names its product solute carrier family 28 member 3-like. The transcript is spliced from 11 exons. Gene Ontology annotation, cellular component: membrane. Gene Ontology annotation, molecular function: nucleoside:sodium symporter activity. NCBI's taxonomy places the organism in Eukaryota, Metazoa, Mollusca, Bivalvia, Venerida, Veneridae. The record is from RefSeq and is a predicted model, not a curated record. Gene Ontology annotation, biological process: nucleoside transmembrane transport. Bases 1857 to 3716 code for a protein of 619 amino acids.